Molecule: messenger RNA, 732 nt
Organism: Camellia sinensis
Lineage: Eukaryota; Viridiplantae; Streptophyta; Magnoliopsida; Ericales; Theaceae
Source: RefSeq, a predicted model, not a curated record
AUGGGAAGUGCAGUUGAAACAUUGUGUGGACAAGCAUAUGGAGCCCAAAAAUAUGAAAUGCUUGGUGUUUAUCUCCAAAGAUCAGCAAUUCUUCUCACUAUAACCGGUGUACUACUUACCCUAAUCUACAUUUUCUGCAAGCCCAUCCUCAUCUUCCUGGGGGAAUCAACAGCCAUAGCAUCUGCAGCAGCAUUGUUCGUAUACUGUCUAAUUCCCCAAAUAUUCGCAUACGCAUUAAACUUCCCUAUCCAAAAAUUUCUACAAGCACAGAGUAUUGUGACACCAAGUGCAUACAUAUCAGCUGCAACAUUAGUAUUACAUAUUUUACUGAGUUGGCUUUUUGUGUACAAGAUAGGGCUUGGGUUGUUGGGUGCAUCGUUGGUGUUCAGCUUGUCUUGGUGGAUCAUUGUGGUGGCUCAGUUUGUUUAUAUAUUGAAGAGUGAAAGGUGUAAGUACACAUGGGAUGGGUUCAGCAUUCGGGCAUUCUCUGGCUUGCCUGGGUUCUUUAAGUUAUUGGCUGCUUCGGCUGUUAGGCUCUGUUUGGAGACUUGGUAUUUUCAGAUUCUUGUUUUGCUUGCUAGCUUGCUUGAAAACCCUGAGUUGUCUCUGGAUGCUCUUAAAGGAAAACUGAAUCUAUUUUUUAUUUCAUACAUUUUGAGUACAGUGCUUAUACAUAUUUAUAGAGAAAAUGAAUAUGUAACUACUAUUGAACUACAGUUUACAUGUAACUGA